Molecule: messenger RNA, 2583 nt
Organism: Quercus robur (English oak)
Lineage: Eukaryota; Viridiplantae; Streptophyta; Magnoliopsida; Fagales; Fagaceae
Product: ATP-dependent DNA helicase Q-like 2
Exons: 21
Coding region: 196-2388 (730 amino acids)
Biological process (GO): double-strand break repair via homologous recombination; DNA replication
Cellular component (GO): cytoplasm; chromosome; mediator complex
Molecular function (GO): nucleic acid binding; 3'-5' DNA helicase activity; ATP binding
Source: RefSeq, a predicted model, not a curated record
GCAUAAAUAUUCCAACAAAAACUAACUAGACCUGGCUUUUCAACCCCAGGAUGGAUUGAUUUCAAAUUUCAAAUUUCAAAACAUAAAAAAAAAAAAUCGGGACUGUGGCACGAAAUUAACAGUCGGAGCUUGCCACUUCUCGAAGCCACCGCCCUGCUUACUCCUCUCUGGGUUGCUAUUUUUUACCCACUGGGAAUGGACACUGGUGAGAUAUUAGCGGAGCUGCUUCAAGUAGAGGUUGAGAUUCAAGAUGUCCAAGACCAAGUAAAUAUGUUGCUUGAGCAGCAAGAGAAGUUGUAUGAUAGACAGUCUGAACUAAAGGCCCUGUUGGAAGCAUGUAAAGGAUUAGGAGACCCUGUUACAGAUGGUGCUUCGUCUACUGUUGAAAACUGGUCUGGGCCAUUUGAGUGGGAUUCUGAAGCUGAUGACAUGAGGUUCAAUGUUUUUGGCAUAUCUGCAUAUCGCGCAAAUCAAAGGGAGAUCAUUAAUUCAAUCUUGAGUGGAAGAGAUGUCCUAGUGAUUAUGGCUGCAGGUGGUGGCAAAAGCCUGUGUUACCAGCUUCCAGCUGUUCUUCGUGAUGGAGUUGCUCUUGUUGUCAGUCCUUUGCUUUCUUUAAUACAGGAUCAGGUGAUGGGUUUGACUGCUUUAGGCAUUCCAGCACAUAUGUUGACGUCAACUACUAGCAAGGAAGAUGGGAAGUUCAUAUACAGGGCGCUUGAAAAGGGUGAAGGAGAUCUCAAAAUAUUGUAUGUCACACCAGAAAAGAUAUCAAAGAGUAAAAGAUUUAUGUCAAAACUUGAGAAGUGUCAUCAUGCUGGCCGUCUCUCUCUAAUUGCAGUUGAUGAGGCACAUUGUUGUAGUCAGUGGGGUCAUGACUUUCGACCUGACUAUAAGAAUCUUGGCAUCCUCAAGACUCAGUUUCCUAAUGUUCCUUUGGUUGCUUUGACUGCAACUGCAACACAGAAGGUCCAAACUGAUCUGAUGGAUAUGCUGCACAUUCCAAAAUGUAUUAAAUUUGUCAGCACAGUCAAUAGGCCAAAUCUCUUUUAUAUGGUGCGGCAAAAGUCAUCAGUUGGUAAGGUGGUGAUUGAUGAAAUUGCCGAAUUCAUCCAAGAAUCUUAUUCAAAUAAUGAGUCUGGGAUAGUUUAUUGCUUUUCUAGAAAGGAAUGUGAACAGAUUGCAAAGGAGCUACGAGAGAGAGGAAUUUCAGCUGAUUAUUAUCAUGCAGAUAUGGAUGCAAAUGCUCGUGAGAAAGUACAUAUGCGAUGGAGCAAUAACAAGUUGCAAGUUAUCAUUGGUACAGUAGCAUUUGGUAUGGGAAUCAACAAACCAGAUGUGAGGUUUGUCAUCCAUCACAGCCUGAGUAAAUCAAUGGAGACAUACUAUCAGGAAAGUGGCCGAGCUGGACGAGAUGGACUCCCUUCUGAAUGCUUACUCUACUUCAGGCCUGGUGAUGUUCCUAGGCAGAGUUGUAUGGUGUUCUAUGAGAAUUCUGGAUUGCAGAAUCUCUAUGACAUUGCACGAUAUUGUCAGUCUAAAAGACAGUGCCGUCGGGGUGCCUUUUUCCGGCAUUUUGCUGAGCCAUUACAGGAUUGCAAUGGGAUGUGUGACAAUUGUGCAUUCUCAAGUGACGUGAAGGAAGUGGAUGUCACUCGUCUUGCACAACUUAUGGUUUCUUUGCUGCAAGAUGUGCAAGAGAAUGAUCAGAGAAUGACGAUGCUACAAUUGAUAGACAAAAUGAAAAUAAAGCACAAGGAACUAGGUUCUGAACUGAAGAGAGAGGAAACAGAACAACUUGUCAUAAAGCUUAUAUUAGAUCGUAUAUUGAAAGAAGAAUUUCAGCAUACAGCUUAUGCCACAAAUGCUUACGUAACAUUAGGGCCAUUUGCCAAGCAAGUCUUACAUGGAAAGAAAAAUGUGAAACUUGAAAUUUCUAGCGGAGAGAAGAAUACAGCUAGUCGGAAGUCAGCCAAACGCAGUCUUUCAUCCUCUGUUUUGGAGUUCAAGCUUGAUGAGCUUCGGAAAGAAGUGUCUUCGAUCCAUGGGAAAAUAUUCCCUCAUUCUGUCCUGUCUUCUCAACAAAUCAGCAUGAUAAGUGCGCAGAAGCCAAAUUCAUUGGAACAGUUGGAGAAAAUCAUUGGAAAAUUGAAGACAGAGAAGUAUGGAAGUAGAAUUCUUGAACAAAUUGAGAAGUACCGCGAUUAUGUUCAGACUGAUGAGUUAAAUGAAGGGCAAGGAAGUCAAAAUAGAGGCACCAAACUGCGGAAAACCAAAAAGGAUCAGACUGAUGAGUUAAAUGGAGGGCAAGGAAGUCAAAAUAGAGGCACCAAACGGAGGAAAACCAAAAAGGAUCUCGUUGUCAUUGAAAGCAGUGAUGACGAAGCAUGAUAUGAUCAGUAAUUUAUAAAUUGAAACUUGAAAGAGGAUCAGUAAUUCAGAAGUAAUUUAGAAAUUGAAGAGGCGAUUUUGUCAUUGCCUCAUUCCUUCACCCCUUUUGGAGAGGUAGGACUAUGUACACUCUCAUGUAUAUUUAUAACUUGAAUAUUUAUUUGAGACAGUGAAGUGAUCUUGAUUGUUGUUAAA